GAGACGCAAGUGGGGGGGAGUUGAAGAAGGAAGCAAAGCCGUCGCGGUUGGGUGAAGUGAAAGAAACCCACCUCCCCCUCUCUCUCUCUCUCUCUCUCUCUCAUUUUUUCCCCAUCCUUCCCCUCACAUCUCGUCUCGUCUCACCUCCCCCAUUUUUUUACCACCCCCCGUCGCUUCCCCACCCCGCCGCGGCCUCUCCGUCGCCCUCUCCUCGUCGGAGUAGCGGAGGGGCGGGGGCUCGGGCACCGAGGCAGGCCCUCGCGAGGGUGUUGUUCCCUCGGCUCGGCGCGGCUUGGCUUGGCUUCCCGAGAAAAAGAGUUCAUUAGCAAGAAUGGAACCCUACACGUUUCUUUAGCUGCAAUUGAUAGUAAACAAUAUGUAUGAGAAUAGAAAAUUAUCUGAUGACAUGUCCAAGAAAACGGAAUCUAUUCACUCAAAUGGACAGGCACAGGAAGACAAAGCUACAAUUAUUGAACCUGAAAGUGAUGCAACUAAUUUUGAAGUGGAAACUGAGACAGCACAUGGUGUCUGUGAGGUGCACAAGGUGCAUGGACAUGGAACCAUGGAAAAUGGUCUGCAUGAGGAAGCAUCCACUGCUGAUGAUGAUUCAGAGAGUAACUCGUAUGAAUACCUUCUUCAGGAAUCGGACAAUGAGCAAUCUUCAGAAUCUGAUGCUGGCGAGGGAGACAAUGAGGCACCUCUAACUGAGGAAGAAGUUGAAGCAUUAGUCACCGAAUUCCUCGACGUUGAGAGCAAGGCAGCUCAAGCGCAAGAAUCGCUUGAAAAGGAGUCGUUGGACAAGAUUGAAGCUGAAGUAAGAUUGGAGUUAUCGGAGAGGCUCCAAGGAGACGAGUUAGAGUUAGCAGUUUCUACUGAGAUGAAGCAAUACAAGGAGGAGUGGGAAUCUGAACUUGAUGAUCUGGAGACUCACAUUGCAGUUCUCUUGGAGCAACUGGAUGCUGCUGGUAUUGAACUUCCCAGCCUCUAUAAGUCAAUAGAAAGUCAAGUUCCAAAUGUUUGUGAAACUGAAGUAUGGAAGAACAUGACUCAUUGGGCUGGUUCUCAAGUGCCUGAGGAAGCUAAUCAAUCAAUCAGAAAAGCUGAUGAAUACCUCCAAUCCUGUAGACCCGUAAGGAGAAAACAUGGGAAGCUGCUGGAGGAAGGUGCUAGUGGUUUUCUUGCUGGAAAAAUCCCUGUUGAGGAUGAUGGAUCUGUAAAAUGCCAUGAGAAAAGUUGGAAUGUAUUCAAUGAACUUACCAAAUCUCAGGAAUAUGCUGAACAUACUUUUGGAAGUAGCAACUGGGCAUCGGUGUAUCUGGCCAGUACCCCACAAGAAGCUGCUGCCUUAGGUCUCCAGUUUCCAGGAGUUGAUGAGGUGGAGGAGAUAGCUGAAGUUGAGGGUGCUGUUGGUGACAUAAAAUGUGUCGAUGAAAUAGAGCUUUCUGAAGAACAGAGAAGAAAAUACAGAAAGGUAGCAGAAGAGGAUGAUGCAAAGAUAACAAAACGUCUACGGCGCCAUUUGAAAGAAAGAAGGACAAGACACCGGUACAAGGGGGACUUUGGUUUGGCCUCACCAUCAAAUGGAUGCUGUGAGCUGCCUCCUGAGAAACCCAAAACAGAUGAAAAUGGAAUUUCUGUUGAGCUGGCAAAGCGUGCACGUGAAGAUGAUGUUGAGUUGAACCAUAAGAGGUCAAAAACUGUAAUUAUCGAAAGUGAUGAGGACAUGGAGACUGAGAGCAAGCCUGCUUCAGCACCAAGUGAAAAUGUGUCUAAGAUUAUUGAUCUUGAUAGCCCUAAGCUUGGUGAUAAAGUUUGGCCUAAAGCUUUCAAGUGUACUAUUUGCACUGAAAUGUUGAAUGCCCCAGAAGUGCAUCGCCACCCAGUAUUGGAUGUUAUAGUUUGUGGAUCUUGCAGAUUUCUAGUGAUAGAGAGGAACCGUCUUGAGGAUCCCGUGUCUGGUGGUUAUUGCACCUGGUGUGUACAAAGUGAACAGCUUCAAAGUUGCAGCUCUUGUAAACUGCUUUUCUGCAGAAAUUGCUUGUCAAAGAAUUUUGGUGAAGAAGGCUUAUCAGAAGCUAAAGUAACUGGUUGGCAAUGUUGCUGCUGCCUACCCAGUCAACUGGAACACUUAAUUUCUGAAUGUGACAAGGCCCUGAGUGGUGUUGAAUCUUCUGACCCAGAGAGUGACUUUGCAGAUCUUUCUGUAAUAGAGAGCAAUGGUCCUUUUAGCAAGGGGAAAAUGAAAAAGAGGAUAAGAAGGAUCAUGGGUGAUGAAGAACUUGGAGAGGAAACAAAGCGUAAAAUUGCAAUGGAGAAGGCUAGGCAAGAACAUUUGAAGUCCAUGCAAGAGCAGUCUGCCAGCAAGUCUGCCAGCAAGUUAAAGAGCAACAGUAUUGGAACUUCCUUUGAAGCACCAACUGAGGUUUCUCUUGAAUAUGUUGAGGAUGGGCAUAUAGUAAAUGUUGCCCGUGAGGAAGAUGAAGCUCCUGUUAGAAUUCCAAGCAGCAUAUCUGCUAAACUGAAACCUCAUCAGGUAUCAGGAAUAAGAUUUUUGUGGGAAAAUGUGAUCCAAUCUGUCAAGAAGGUCAAAUCUGGGGAUAAAGGUUUUGGUUGCAUUUUGGCUCACAACAUGGGCCUUGGGAAAACUUUUCAGGUUAUUACAUUCCUGUACACUGUUAUGAGAUGCACCCAGUUGGGAUUGCGAACAGUACUCAUAGUUACCCCCGUCAAUGUUUUGCAUAACUGGAAGAAAGAGUUCAUCAAGUGGCGUCCAACAGAACUGAAGCCACUUCGCGUAUAUAUGUUGGAGGACGUUGCAAGGGCAAAUAUUCUGUAUUUACUAAAAAAGUGGCAAGCAAAAGGUGGUGUGCUUCUGAUUGGUUAUUCAGCAUUUAGAAACCUUUCCCUUGGAAGGAGUGCAAGGGACAAAACCGUUGCAAACGAGAUAACUAAUGCUUUGCAGGGUGGGCCUGAUAUUCUUGUAUGUGAUGAAGCACAUAUAAUUAAGAAUAGGAGAGCUGACACUACACAAGCUCUGAAACAAGUAAAGACACAGAGAAGAAUUGCGUUAACUGGAUCUCCGUUGCAGAAUAAUUUGAUGGAGUAUUACUGUAUGGUUGAUUUUGUUAGAGAAGGUUAUCUUGGAAGUAGCCAUGAGUUCCGUAACAGGUUCCAGAACCCCAUUGAAAAUGGACAGCACACGAAUUCUACAUCAGAUGAUGUCAAGAUCAUGAAUCAACGGUCACACAUUCUGUAUGAACAACUGAAGGGAUUUGUCCAGCGAAUGGACAUGAACGUGGUGAAGAAUGAUCUACCACCAAAGAAGGUUUUUGUUGUUACUGUUAAACUCUCUCAACUCCAAAGAAAGCUGUACAGAAGAUUCUUGGACGUGAAUGGUUUCUCAAGCAGUGCUGCUUCAGAAAAGUCUUUUCAGCGCAGUUGUUUCUUUGCCAAGUACCAAACGUUAGCCCUGAUAUGGAACCAUCCUGGUCUUCUGCAGAUGGCUAAAGAACAGAAAGGAAAUUUGCGUCAAGAAGAUGUUGAGUCCUUUCUGAUGGAUGAGAGUUCUAGUGAUGAUAAUAUUGAAAAUUACUUGCCAAAUGGAGAGAAGCUGAGAAGCAGAAAUGAUCAGCCAUCCAAGAAAACUUCUGACGUUGUAAAUGAGGAAAAUAACUGGUGGGAGAAUCUUCUGGAUGAAAACACAUUUAAGGAAGCAGAUUACAGUGGCAAAAUGGUUUUGCUCCUUGAUAUCCUGUCAACAUGUUCUGAAUUGGGUGACAAGGCGUUAGUGUUCAGCCAGAGCCUGACCACUCUGGAUUUAGUGGAGUUUUAUCUAUCUAAAUUGAAGAUUAAAGAAAAAGAUGGCAAAUAUUGGAAACAAGGGAAGGAUUGGUAUAGGAUUGAUGGGAGCACUCCAUCUUCUGAGCGACAAAAUCUCGUGGAGAAGUUUAAUGACCCUGAAAACGUUAGAGUGAAAUGUACAUUAAUAUCUACUCGUGCUGGAUCCCUAGGCAUUAACCUUCAUGCAGCCAACCGUGUGAUUCUUCUUGAUGGUUCAUGGAAUCCAACCCAUGAUUUACAAGCCAUCUAUCGGGUUUGGAGGUAUGGCCAGACCAAGCCUGUGUAUGCUUACCGCCUUAUGGCACAUGGGACAAUGGAAGAGAAAAUAUAUAAACGGCAGGUGACAAAAGAAGGGCUUGCAGCAAGGGUGGUGGAUAGGCAGCAAGUGUCUAGAACAAUCUCUAAAGAAGAGAUGCUACAUCUUUUCGAAUUUGGUGAUGAGGAAUUACUGGAGCAGAGCGAGAAUGGUUCUGCCAUGAAUGGUCACAGUAAAGUUGAGACUGAGAAGCGGGCUACUACCAACCCCAGUGGAACCACUGAACAUUUACCUUUGGACAGGCUCAUGGUGAACCUACUUCAUGACCACUCUCGGUGGAUUGCAAGUUACCAUGAACAUGAAGCCCUACUGCAAGAAAACGAAGAUGAAAGGCUCACCAAGGAGGAGCAAGAACUGGCGUGGUUAAGUUACAAUAAGUUGCUAGAAGUUGGCCCAAGGAAAGCUACACAUGACCCUGAGAGAAAACUAAAUACUGUUCCAACAGAGAGCAACCUUCUGCAACCACCUAAAGUCACCUCAAGAAACCGGCAACUCCCCCAACAGCCUAAGGUUAAUUUAAACAACCAAAAGAAGUGCAACAACCUGAGCCACUUGCUUACUCUGAGAAGUCAAGGCACCAAGCCUGGAUGCAGCACAACUUGUAAAGAAUGUGGCCAGGAUAUUAGUUGGGAGACACUAAACAGAGACGGUAGAUCAAGGUGAAGCCAAUUGAUUUUGCUUAGUCUAAUGUUAUACAUUUUGUACUUUUGUAAAGUUAACUAUUUUGCGUAGUAUACAUCAUGUAUGCUAGGAAUAUCAAUGUAUAGAGUGGUAGUGAAGGGAAUGGAAAAGUCAUUUUUUGGUCCAGAAGGUAAAAUGUAUCAGUUGCAACUGGAAUUUUUUUACAUGAUUUGUAAAUUAUGACGUCAGAAGGUACA
This is a messenger RNA of Oryza brachyantha (malo sina), 5034 nucleotides long. RefSeq names its product protein CHROMATIN REMODELING 20. The transcript has 26 exons. Lineage: Eukaryota; Viridiplantae; Streptophyta; Magnoliopsida; Poales; Poaceae. Bases 377 to 4819 code for a protein of 1480 amino acids. The record is from RefSeq and is a predicted model, not a curated record. Gene Ontology annotation, cellular component: nucleus. Gene Ontology annotation, molecular function: ATP hydrolysis activity; ATP-dependent chromatin remodeler activity; ATP binding.